This is a messenger RNA of Melanaphis sacchari, 651 nucleotides long. RefSeq lists its product as uncharacterized. The record is from RefSeq and is a predicted model, not a curated record. The transcript is spliced from 3 exons. The coding region runs from base 1 to 651 and encodes 216 amino acids. NCBI's taxonomy places the organism in Eukaryota, Metazoa, Arthropoda, Insecta, Hemiptera, Aphididae.
AUGUCCAGAUUUCAGUUUAAUACUCUUUACCUAAAAAUAAAAAAUGAAAUUUCCAAACAAAAUACACAGUUUAGAGAGUCAAUACCAACUAAAGAAAAACUAGGUGUAUGUUUGAAGUUCUUGGCAACUGGAGAUUCGUACCAGACGAUAGCCUUCAGUUUUCGAUUAGGUCAUUCGAUUGUGCAAGGAAUCGUCAUCGAAGUAUGCAAUGCAAUCAUUUUAAAACUAAAAAAAGAAUGUAUCAAAACUCCUCAAAAAGAAGAUUGGGAGCGAAUAGCAAAUGAGUUCUGGGAAAUUUGGAAUUUUCCCAAUUGCAUUGGUGCUUUGGACGGAAAGCACGUUAUGAUUGAAGCCCCUCCAAACACUGGCUCGUUAUAUUUUAAUUAUAAAAAAGACUUUUCAAUUGUUCUUCUAGUAUUAGUUGACGCCCAAUAUAAAUUUACUGUUGUCAAUGUUGGUGCAUUUGGAAAGAAUAGUGAUGGAGGUGACGAAACUUUUCCAUUAAAGAACUAUUUACUAAGACCAUAUCCAGGAUCUCAAAUGUACAAUGAUGUAAAAAAAAAAAUAUUUAAUGAACGGCUAUCAAGAGCUAGAAAAGUAGUUGAAGUUGCCUUUGGUCAAUUGACAGCCAAAUUUAUUAAAGUUAAAUAA